This is a messenger RNA of Vigna angularis (adzuki bean), 2018 nucleotides long. RefSeq names its product basic leucine zipper 34-like. The record is from RefSeq and is a predicted model, not a curated record. The transcript is spliced from 4 exons. NCBI's taxonomy places the organism in Eukaryota, Viridiplantae, Streptophyta, Magnoliopsida, Fabales, Fabaceae. Gene Ontology annotation, cellular component: nucleus. Gene Ontology annotation, molecular function: DNA-binding transcription factor activity; DNA binding. The coding region runs from base 443 to 1411 and encodes 322 amino acids. Gene Ontology annotation, biological process: positive regulation of DNA-templated transcription.
GUUCAUAGCUGUCCAAUCCCUUCCCAUCCCCAUGUGACCCCACUGCACAAACACAUACAUACAGAUACCCCAGAGAUUUUUUUCCGAUUUUUAAACCCCAGAACAAAAUAUAACUAUUCUAAAUUAUACCUUUUUUUUUUUAAUUUUCAAAACUUAAGAAAGUUCAUGAUUGUGUUGUUUUUUGUUCGUGUGCCUUUCUUACCUCUAACAACAUUCCCCUGUGCUUGCUGGGAACGUGCAUAUAUAUUUAUAAAAGAGAUGUGUUAAAGCCUUGUUUCAUUUCUUCUCUCUCUUCUUCUGCUGCAUGUCAUAUGCAAUAUACAGAUACAAUAAUGUGCAUAUUUUUCAUAGGGACAUGUACAACUGCAACAACAUUAACAUCCGAGGUUAAUCUGUGGUAACACUUUCUUUCUGGUUUGGUGUGUGUGUGUGUGUGUUUCAAAUGGCGCAAUUGCCUCCAAAGAUCCCAAACCUGUCACCAGGUUGGCCGGACUUCUCUUCUCAACACCAGAAGAUGCCAUUGCCACCUCUUAUCAACGACACCACCACCACCACCCAUCAAAAUCAAAACCCUUCUUGGGUGGACGAGUUCCUCGACUUCUCCUCCGCCCGCCGCGGCGCUCACAGGCGGUCGGUGAGCGACUCCAUCACCUACUUGGACGCACCGAUGAGGUGUGGUGAGAACAACAACCAUAACAAUAGUAAUGGCAAUGGCAAUGAGUUUGACAGGUUUGAUGAUGAACAAUUCAUGUCCAUGUUCACGGAUGAAGUAGUGCUCUCUGGGGUCCCCUUGCCACCACCGACUACCUUGUCCUCCUCUAACCCUUCUAGCCCUUCCGAUCAGAACUUCUUCCAUGAUGAGAAAGAGAGCAGCCGGAAGGAGAGGAAGCUGCAGAAGGAGGAAGAGGAGCACCACCACCAACUGAAAAAUGAAGCAGCUGAGGUUGAAAGCCAAUGCAUGCAGGAAAUUGCGCAGCCUCCAAAUGACACCAAUACUUCUUCUUCCAAUGAGAGAAUUAGUGACCCCAAGAGAGUCAAAAGAAUCUUGGCUAAUAGACAAUCUGCACAAAGAUCGCGAGUGAGGAAGCUGCAAUACAUAUCAGAGCUUGAGAGAAGUGCAACUUCAUUACAGGCUGAAGUUUCAGUGCUGUCUCCAAGGGUUGCAUUUUUGGAUCACCAACGUUUGCUUCUAAAUGUGGACAAUAGUGCUCUCAAGCAAAGGAUCGCUGCCCUUGCUCAAGACAAGAUCUUUAAAGAUGCUCAUCAAGAGGCACUGAAGAGGGAGAUAGAAAGACUGAGGCAAGUUUAUCAGCAGCAGAGGCUGAAGAAGAUGGAAAAUGCAGCAGAAUCAGGUCCAUUACCAUUAUGUGAUGUUCAAAGAGAAAAGGAAGUACAACUUCUGAACGUUUGAAGAAGAUUUAUGAGAUGAGAGUGUGGUUGUUUACAUAAAGAGAGAGAUGCAUGGGAGAAAGGAAAGGUUAAAUUUUUGUUGUGCAUUGAGUAUUUUGAUUAGAGAAUUGAUGAAGUUUGAGUGAGUGAGUGAGUGAAUGAGUGGUGGUAGGCUUCUGGUGUGAAACAGCGCAGGCACGUGAUGUGUUUACUUUAAAAGGAGGGGACCACUGAAAGCUUGCAUGAUUAGAAUGCAGGGGAUCCACAUGUGCAGCAGUGGCAUCAAAAGAGAGGGUGGAAGAAACAGUUGUGUCUGUCUGCUUUAACUUGAUAGAUAGGAGUGUGGUAUAUCUUCAUCAUUCCUUUCACUUCUUUAUUUCUUCUCUAUCAUUCUUUUCUAUUUUCCUUCUUCUUUUUCGAUGCAUCUUCCAAAACAAACACAACUGCCCAUGGAUCAUGCAUCAAAUUAAUCAACCUGUAUAUCUCUGUCAUGGCUUUUCUGCUUUGCCUCUCUACUUUCUGUUAUCUUAUCUUUUUUAUUAUUUCACUUAAUUAUUUUCUGAACCCAAAAUGUAAAUACUCACUUCACACAAUCUUCCAUGUAUAUAUAUAAUAGUAGUUUUUCUGCU